Molecule: messenger RNA, 2756 nt
Organism: Suncus etruscus (white-toothed pygmy shrew)
Lineage: Eukaryota; Metazoa; Chordata; Mammalia; Eulipotyphla; Soricidae
Gene: IKBKE
Product: inhibitor of nuclear factor kappa B kinase subunit epsilon
Exons: 20
Coding region: 26-2182 (718 amino acids)
Biological process (GO): peptidyl-serine phosphorylation
Cellular component (GO): cytoplasm
Molecular function (GO): protein serine/threonine kinase activity; ATP binding
Source: RefSeq, a predicted model, not a curated record
GAAGGUGGCUGGCAGUGGGGCAGGAAUGCAGAGCACCAUCAAUUACCUAUGGCACACGGACGACCUGCUGGGCCAGGGGGCCACGGCCAGCGUGUACAAGGCCCGGAACAAGAAAUCCGGGGAGCUGGUCGCUGUGAAGGUCUUCAAUGCUGCCAGCUACCGGCGCCCCCACGAGGUGCAGGUGAGGGAGUUUGAAGUCCUGCGGAAGCUGAACCAUCAGAAUAUCGUCAAGCUUUUUGCCGUGGAGGAGACGGGGGCCAGCCGCCAGAAGGUGCUGGUGAUGGAGUACUGCUCGAGCGGCAGCCUCCUCAGUGUGCUUGAGAGCCCCGAGCAUGCAUUCGGGCUACCCGAGGAGGAGUUCCUGGUGGUACUGCGCUGUGUGGUGGCCGGCAUGAACCACCUGCGGGAGAACGGUGUUGUGCACCGAGACAUCAAGCCUGGGAACAUCAUGCGUCUCGUCGGAUCCCAGGGCCAGAGCAUCUACAAACUCACCGACUUCGGUGCUGCCCGGGAUCUUGAAGAUGACGAGAAGUUUGUCUCUGUCUAUGGGACCGAGGAGUACCUGCACCCUGACAUGUACGAGCGGGCAGUUCUUCGAAAGCCUCAGCAAAAGGCGUUCGGGGUGACUGUGGAUCUCUGGAGCAUUGGAGUGACCUUGUACCAUGCAGCCACAGGCAACUUGCCCUUUGUCCCCUUUGGUGGGCCAAGGCGCAACAAGGAGAUCAUGUACCGGAUCACCACUGAGAAGCCAGCUGGAGCCAUUGCGGGCACACAGAAGCGGGAGAAUGGGCCCCUGGAGUGGAGCUACACCCUGCCCAGCACUUGCCAGUUGUCCCUGGGACUGCAGAACCAGCUGGUGCCCAUCUUGGCUAACAUCCUGGAGGUGGAGCAGGCCAAGUGCUGGUGCUUCGACCAGUUCUUCGCAGAGACGAGUGACAUCCUGCAGCGCGUCAUCGUGCACGUCUUCUCCCUAUCACAGGCCCUUCUUCACCAUGUCUACAUCCACGCACACAAUACGAUUGCCAUCUUCCUGGAUGCCGUGCAUGAGCAGACGGGUGUAGAGCCCCAGCACCAAGAGUAUCUCUUUGAGGGUCACCUGUGUGUCCUCGAGCCCAGCCUCUCAGCACAGCAUAUUGCACCCACAUCAGCAAUCAGCCCCCUGACCCUGUUCAGCAAGGCCAGUGAGAACCCCAAGGGACUGGCCUUCAGGGACCCUGCUCUGGAUGUCCCCAAGUUUGUCCCCAAAGUGGACCUGCAAGCAGAUUACAGUACUGCCAAGAGUGCGCUGGGUGCCGGCCACCAGGCCCUCCGACUGGCACGAACCCUGCAGACUGGGCAGGAGCUGACACUUCGAGGGCUGUAUUGGUUUGUGGAGAUGCUGCAGUCCACAUGCCGAAGGACUCUGGACAUCAUUCAAAUGGCCCUCCUCUUCCUCGGCAGCAGCCUGGGCACUGAAAGGUGCAGCAGUGUGGCUGGGGCGCCCGAGCUGCAGGAAGUGAAGAAGGCUGCAGAGCUUCGCUCUAAACUUCAGACGUUGGCGGGGGUCCUCUCCAGAUGUUCCCACAGUGUCAGAGAGACACAGCUGAGAAUGAGCUCCUUGAGCGCUGAACUGUUGGAGAGCCGGGCCCAGGUACAUGCGGACAGAAGCAUCCAGGAGAUUCAGUGCUGUGUGGACAAGAUGUUCGUCAUCUACAAACAGUUCAAGAAAUCCAGACUGAGACCAGGGCUCAACUACAAUGAGGAGCAGAUUCACAAACUAGAUAAAGUCAACUUUAGUCAUUUAGCCAAAAAGCUCCUACAGGUAUUCCAGGAGGAGUGCGUCCAGAAGUAUCAGGCGUCUCUGGUCACACAUGGCAAGUGGAUAAGGGUGGCACAUGAGACUAGGACCCACCUGCGCCUGGUUGGCUGCUCCGUGUCGGCCUGCAACACAGAAGCUCAGGGAGCCCAGGAAAGCCUCAGCAAGAUCCUUGACGUACUGUCUGGCCAGCUCCUUCAGGACCAAACAAAGAAGGUGCAGGCUUCACCACCCCUCACAGCUGCUUAUCCCAGCCCCGAGCCAGAGGACCUGAUUGUUCACAUGCAGGAGCUCUGUGAGAACAUGAAGCUGCUGGCCUUUGACCUCCUGGAUAACAACCGCAUCAUCGAAAGGUUAAGCAGGAUCCCCUCAGCACCUGGCAUCUGAGCUCCACAGGGUGCAGAGGCACUGAAGCAUUAGCCCCAGACUGAACUCUUCAUCCUUCACCAUGGGGCCAACACUGGAGGCUCUCUGGGUCCCAUCUCUCUAGCCUACCUCUCACUCGACCAACUCCUGAGAGAUUGACCCCAGCCUUCCAGACCUUUCCAUGAACAGCAGCGCUGCAAGUACUGGGAAACCUGGCAGGACCUUUGUUUGAAGACAGUCACUCAUGUGGCAUGGCUGAAUGGCUGGUCAGAGGAUGAGGCUCUACCAGGCCUUCAGCUUCUCCUCUGCUCCUCAAGGGACAGGAGGAGGCCCCUGGCAUUUCUCCUGGGGCUCUAAGGACCAAUCUUCUCCAAAGAGCUUUUCUUCUGUGGGACACAUGUAGGAAAGCAGCCUCUUUGGUCCCACUCAGCCCAAGUUCCCUCUGCUCUGAGUUUGGCUGAAGCUAAGAGGGAGAGAUUGGGGGUGGCAGUGCUUGGGCUCCCUUUUCUCUUUCUGGGCACCCCAGUCCUGAACCAGGAUCUCAGCCAUGGCCAGUAACCCGGGCUGAGAGAGCAGCUGAGGCCUGUGUUUGAAA